AUGUCUGACAUUGGGGAGCUCAGUUCGCCCCAUUCGGAGUCGCAGUUAAUCGAGGUUGAGGUACAUCAUGUGGGUGUGACGGCCAAGCUGCAAUCGCCAUUAAGGAAGUUGUUACCUCAAUUGAACAACUCGACGGAUACGGAAUUGUUCCAAAAGACCAAAUCUCAAUACAAUAUGUUCGAUAACGAGGGACAGGGUGAUACAACAACGACGGCAUUAUCCAGUCCGUCCCAUGUGCUCUACGAGAUGCAUGCGGAGCCGGAGAGGAAUGUGAUUAAGCCAAAUCGCAUCGAGUUUCAACGUUAUUCCAAAGUGAAACGUGCAAAAUUUGCGGUGCCACCGCGGAGGAGACAAAGCAAGACGAAACAACCGUCGACAAGGGGCAAGGAAGUGAAGAAGGAGCAGCGUGCCGGGUUCUUGGAUCGCAUUGUCGCCGCGCUGGACAACAUGUGCAAGUGCCAGCCUCAACAUGCCCACAAUAUCAUCGAUGAUCUGCCCUCGCCCAAGUGGAAUAAGAAGGCGGCAGCGCGUCACACUUGCAUUGGCAUCUAUCCCUUUGAGCACGGAUGUGCGGAUUACCUGAGCACCACGGACACGCAUCCCAAGAUCAAUUCCAUUGUCCUGGCAGAUCGAGCCACAACAUAUGCUACACAUUUUUGGGCCGAGUUCUUUGGUCUGCUGCACAUUGGUGUCGCCUUUGUGGUGGCAUUUGUGCUCCAAUCCUAUAGAUUCGUCUUGUACUCUGUGAUCAAUUCUCUCAUAGUGGGACUGCUGCAUAUGACCUCGGAUUACUUGGUCAAACCGGCGUUGACAGUUACUUUUAAUGGGUUCCUACAACCUCCCAUGAUAUUUCUCUAUAAUGUUAUGUGUUCACUUCGCGAUAUUUUGGAGCCCGUUGCAGACACUUUAAAUAACUUUGUAAAGCCUCUAGCGACGCUUGGAGGAAGUUUGAGACUGAUCAAUGUCAACUACCGAAGUGUGCGUCGUUUGGCCAAGGAUGUUUGAUAAUCUUCCAAACACUUUUCCUAAUGCUUUCACAAAUUGUUCAACUGUUUUUCAAUGCGUUAUUUUCUUUGGUUUUAUUUAAUUUCAA
This is a messenger RNA of Drosophila innubila, 1093 nucleotides long. RefSeq lists its product as uncharacterized. The transcript has a single exon. NCBI's taxonomy places the organism in Eukaryota, Metazoa, Arthropoda, Insecta, Diptera, Drosophilidae. The coding region runs from base 1 to 1005 and encodes 334 amino acids. The record is from RefSeq and is a predicted model, not a curated record.